GAAUUCCUACAUGUCAAGUGUGCGUGUGACGAAGCCUGUGUUCUGCGCCCCAGUUUCCGGUAUCUAACUGGGAAUCUGCUGCUGCUGGUGUGUUAUUUUAUUGAUACUGUACAGGAAGAGAGAAGCGGGACAAGGGUGGUCUGGAGGCAUGACCCUAUCGAGUCACUGAUUGGCGGGUGCUGUGUGUGAGUGGGCGUGCCUGGAGUGUGAAUGAUGUAAAAUGGCCGAUGGAGAAGCUGAUGAAGAAGUCAUUCACCUGGCCACUUUUCAUCGUCAUCGGGGAGAAGAUGGGAAAGCUUGGGGUGGCUUUAUUAAUGCCAUAUCAGAUGACUCUGACGUUGAGCUGUCGUACGUGAAAGAGGAGGAGGAGGAAGAGGAGGAGGAAGAUGAUGAUGAAGUGGUCAUUUUAGAGCCACGGCAGCAUCAGCUGGUGCGUCCAAAUGUGAUCCGUCCGGCAGCUCGUUGGGGAGCAGUUAAACCAGAAGACCCAGGACCCGCUGGACCUCCAGCUGCAUAUAAUGCAGAAGUGUUGGUUGCUGCAGCACCUGAGCCAUUGGUUCCACCUUUAACAGGUGCUGGGCAGGGGGGUGCAGUGCCGAAAGUGGCUAAAGAAGCAGGCCAUGCGGUUGCCCCUGGUCCGAUUUUGCUCCAGCAGCAGCAGCAGCCACUUAGGUUUCAACCAGCCCCAGAGAUCCGCCAGCCAGCCAAUAGAAACGUAGAGGCAGCGGAGAUGGAUGAUGAGAGACCCGGGCCAGCAUUCCCCAGACAGGACCCUGUGAAUGCAGUUUAUACCGCGGAGUAUGACAAGGAUCUCAUAAAGUCACUGGCAGAUGAAACGGCCGAUCUCUUCCCAGGUAUAGAUAAGGCAUUUGUGGAAAACCUUAUACAGAGACGGCAUUUGACAGAUUUAAAUGCAGUCACUUAUUACUUGUUAGAAAAUCCUGAUUAUCCAAAGAACGGGAGACCUCAUGCGCUGAAUCAGUUAAAUAAUCUCUGUGAGAGGCAGCAAAGACGGCAGGAAUUGUUGCUUACAAAUGUGCCUCCACCAGCACAGUGGGGGACCCCCAUUCCACACAGACCUCGAGGCUUGCCACAGGAAGCUCACAGAGAGGGCCCUUUAGGUCCUUACGAAAGGAGAAUCGUCGUGGCACGUCGCCGACUCUCAGAGGACAAUAACAGUAAAGUUCGGCAAUUGUUGACAUUGGCUGGUGCGGUGCCGAAAGGGGCUGUGGCAGCGGGAGAAGUGGGUCAUGUGGGUGCUCCUGGUCCCAUAUUGCAGCAGCAGCCACCAAGGUUUGAACCCGUCCUAGAGGUUAACCCAGGCCCAGAGGCCCGACAGAUGGGCAAUGGAUAUGGCCAGGCAGUGGAGAUAGACGACGAGAGACCUGGGCCUGCUUACCCAGUACAGGAGGCUCUCGAUCCAGAAGCAGGUUAUGCCGUGGGGUACGACAAAGAUCUGAUCACCUCAUUGGCAAAUGAAACGGCCAAUCUCUUUCCUGAUAUAGAGAAAGAGUUUGUAGAAAGCCUUAUUAGGACCCACAAUUUGGCUGAUUUAAAUGCAAUUGGUAACUACUUGUUAGAAAACCCUGACUAUCCAAAGACGAAGGAGCCUCCUACCCUUAAAGCAAGUAUUCUUCUUGAAGCCAGUGAAGACACGCCUAAUAAAGAAGAUUACUUUGACUUUGCCAAGUUGCAACCUGCACACCACCGCACUGUCAUGCAAGCUGCUGAUCUCCUCAUGGCUGAUUUUAAAAUGUUAAGCAGUCAGGACAUCAAAUGGGCUCUGCAUUCCCUCAAAGGACACUAUGCAAUCACACGCAAGGCCUUAACGGAUGCCGUUAAGAAGUGGCGCGAGACAUUCCCUGAAGCUACAAAAAAGCAGAAAAGGCAAAAAGAAACAAGCCAGAUAUAUAUAGAUUUCAAGUUUGAACAUGGUGAUCUUAAAUUAGAGAGGCGCUUGCAUUUUCUGGAAAACAAGAGGAGGCACUGGAGGAUGUAUGACAAAAAAAGCAUUGUUCCACCAUUGCUUAAAGAAAUAAACUUCUAUGAACAGAAAGUGAAGGAAAUGGCUGAGCAUGAAGACUUCUUGUUGGCUCUGCAGAUGAAUGAGGAGCAGUAUCAAAAGGACGGACAGCUGAUCGAGUGCCUCUGCUGUUAUGGCGAGUUUGCCUUUGAAGAGCUCACACAGUGUGCAGAUGGGCAUCUCUUCUGCAAGGAGUGCUUGGUGAAAUACGCUCAAGAGGCCGUCUUUGGUGCAGGAAGGUCAGAGCUGAGCUGCAUGGAUGGGACCUGCCAGUGCUCCUUCCCAACGAGCGAGCUGGAGAAGGUGUUACCAGAGAACGUUCUGUGUAAAUACUACGAGCGACUCGCAGAAGAGGCUGUGGCUGCCACCUGCGCAGACGAGCUUGUUAGAUGCCCCUUCUGUAGUUUCCCGGCUCUCUUGGAUAAAGAAGUGUUUCUUUUCAGCUGUCCGAACGCACGCUGCAGAAAGGAAAGCUGUCGGAAAUGCCAUAUUCUUUGGAAGGACCACAUAGACCUGACUUGUGACCAGGUGGCCGAGAAGGAUGAAAUCCGCAUAAGGGUGUCUUUCGAGGAGAAAAUGACGGCGGCCCGCGUGAGGAAGUGUCACCAGUGUGGCACGGGCCUGGUCAAGUCCGAAGGCUGCAAUCGAAUGUCUUGUCGUUGUGGAGCCCACAUGUGCUACCUCUGCCGAGCCCCCAUUAACGGAUACAACCACUUCUGCCAGCACGCCCGCACCCCCGGCUCCGCCUGCCGGCAGUGCCAGAAGUGUUCGCUUUGGACAGACCCCACACAAGACGAUGAGAGAAUAAUUAAAGAUCUUCAGACAGAAGCAGAAAACGAACUAAGAAAGAAAGAUGCAGAUCAUGCCGUCAAAAGAGUUGGCCCUCCUGCAGACACGACCCCUGCCAAAAUCCCCCGGAGGCAGGAUCCAGUCCCUGGGCUUAACGUCCAGAGACUCGUCCAGCAGCACCCACCGCCGCCACACCUCCUACACCCACAGAUCAUGAUGCCGCACGUCCCCCAUCCGCACCUAAACAUGCCCCUUCACAUCCAGCCUGCGCCUUACGUUCCCCCACUGCCAAACCUGCAGGUAAACUACGAGCUCCCCAACAUGAACCUGGACAUUCAUUUACCGAUGCACUACGGACCCCACCCCCCUUUUUUCAGGCCAAUGUAAAGGUUCAAUACGUGACGUCAUUCCGAUCAGAAGCAGAGAGAAGUAGAAAUCAACAUUCCCUUUACCCCUUCCCCCAGAGUCAAGGGAUUUGGUGCUGGGUUCCUUUGCCUCCUUUCGAAGCUGUUCUCUCAAAGGCAUUCAUGGAGCGAGGGGAUUAAAAUCUCAGCCUUGCACUUGUAUUGAUAAGACUGUUGAGAUCAUCCAAGCCUCUAAAUGUUACACUAAUGUUGCAAAGAAUGUGGGCCAGAUUGCAAUAAUGUAAGCCUGAAGCAAGUUUGGUCAGAAACUUAUCAUUUUGGAGGUGUAUUGCAGCAUAUCAAAAUAACAAGAAGAAUAAAUGGGUUUGGGUUGAAAAAGUCCAAUUUUAUACAGAAGGGUGGUUGCUUGAGUUGACUUUGUAUCUGUUUUGAGGUGUGAAGCAGCCCAAGAAAAGUUACAUUUAAAAAAAAAUAAAAUAAAAAAAUUAAGGAAUACAAACUAUUUAAGGUGAAUCACAGUUGUGAAAUGUGUCAUAUCACAUAAGGAUUUGUCAAAAAAACAAACUUACUUUAUUUAAAUGCGUUUGUUGUUUUGAUGGAGUUUACAUUGGCUUUUUUGCUGUCCUUAUUUUUUUAUUUCUUUGUUAUAUAAUAAUAAUAAUAAUAAUAAUAAUAAUAAUAAUAAUAAUAAUAAUAAUAAUAAUAAUAAUAAUAAUUAUUAUUAUUAUUAUUAUUAUUAUUAUUAUUAUUAAUUAGUCAUUUAGCAGACGUUUUUUUCCAAAGCGACUUAUGGACUAGAGUGUGGACUGUACAUCAACAACUGUAGCAGAGUCCCAAUAGGACCUCAUCGGUUUUACGUCUCAUCCGGAGGACGGAGCGCAAGGAGGUUAAGUGACUUGCUCAGGGUCACACACAGUGAGUCAGUGGCUGAGCCGGGAUUUGAACCAGGAACCUCCUGAUGUUAAGCCCUUUUCUUUAACCACAAUGUACAGUAGCUAUCGGCUGUCCCAGGGGUGGUUUCUUCAUCUAGCAACGGUGCAGAUCAUGAGGAAAUAAUCCGAAGAACUUCAGAGUAGAAUAUCCUAAUGAAAACUCACCAUUUGAGUUUGGAAUGCACCAGUUUGUAUCAUUUGCCGUGCCGCAAGUCUUUUAGUGAAUGCAUGCUGCAGUGAGGGAAAUCGCUCUAAAUGCAUGGUUGUCACAUGAACAAUCACUUGCAAAUCACCCACACUUGAAACCUGCCUGUUCUGAGGAUCAUGAGGAAUAUUCCUAAUUAAAUUUGAUUUGAGGGUCAAUAUUCUGCAGGUCCAGGGAUAACUAAAAAGCAACCCUUGACAAAUUUCAGAGUAGUAUAGUUUAAAGAAAGAUCUGAAUGUCGGUCUGAAAAGAAGACCCAUGGAAAAAUGGUUCUCUUAAUUGUAUUAGCAUUCCGUUUUCAGUUUGUUUUUUUUUUCAAGUUUUUCUCAACCUAUUCUCCAGAAAGACAAUUAUAUUGCAAUGUAAGUUUUGUUUAACUUAAACAGUGUUAAGAAAAGGGGCUUGGGGUGUUAUUCUUUGUACUUUAAGGGACAGACAACACUUGACGGGGAAUUCUUUAGAAUACAAUUAAUUCUUGUAGAAUACAGAAUACUGUUUGCACACUAAAAACGAAACUACGCAGCAGACUUUGAAUAGCAUCUUUGCAGGAUAGAGACGAAAAUUCUGUUAUGUAUUGGCUGAUUACUGUUUAGAUCAAAUGUGUUGUGUAUAAUAAAAUAAAGUGUCACUUUGUUAA
This is a messenger RNA of Acipenser ruthenus (sterlet), 4951 nucleotides long. Its product is annotated as E3 ubiquitin-protein ligase RNF216-like. The coding region runs from base 221 to 3199 and encodes 992 amino acids. Lineage: Eukaryota; Metazoa; Chordata; Actinopteri; Acipenseriformes; Acipenseridae. The transcript is spliced from 20 exons. The record is from RefSeq and is a predicted model, not a curated record.